CUCUCUGCUAGUUGAUUCACUUACUCACCCACUAACACUGAGCUCCCUUUCACUGUCUGUGGGCUAAAAAAAAAAGGGACGGAAAGAAGCAGAAAUAAAGGGGGAGAGCAGUGCAAGUCUGAGAUCUACCCAGAAAAGAGGAUAUUGUUGAUUUGCUGAGCUGCCUGGCUGCAUUGUGAGCUGCUGCAACACGAUGUCGUUUCUUGGGCAACGCUGGCGAUAAACAUGAAACUGUGCCUGGCAGGGCUAUCUCAUGUACCAGUUUGUGAACGGAACUGUUUAACCUCUUCAGUUCCUGAGAGGAUCUAGUGGGUGUCUGCUGAUAGAUUUGGUUAACUGCUUCAUGCACGAAGAUCUUGAGAGGAUGCACUGAUGAACGAAUACUACAGAAUGCAGACACAUAAAAUAGUGUGCUAAGUGGGAUUGCUGUCAAGUGAUACGCCUGUCUCGUCCGGCCUGAAGAUCAGCUGUCGGUGACCUUGCUCUGCCACAUUCUUUUUCCUCUGCAUUAUGUACAAGAAUAGAAUGAAGGGGAAGAGAUGGACAAUGAAUCUCGACAAAUGAAUUAACAGACCCACUCUGCCUGAGGGAACAGUGCACAGGUCAUGCAGGUUUGAAGAUCUUUCAUGGCUUUCAGGUAGAAAUUAAGAGGAUAAAGUCAGGAUGAACUCUAUGGACAGGCACAUACAGCAGACAAAUGACCGUCUGCAGUGUAUAAAGCAGCACUUACAAAAUCCAGCAAACUUCCACAAUGCAGCAACUGAACUUCUGGACUGGUGUGGGGACCCCCGAGCUUUUCAGAGACCCUUUGAGCAGAGUCUUAUGGGCUGUUUGACGGUAGUCAGCAGAGUUGCAGCACAGCAAGGUUUCGAUCUGGACCUUGGAUACAGGCUACUCGCUGUAUGCGCAGCCAACAGAGACAAGUUCACUCCCAAAUCAGCUGCCCUCCUUUCCUCGUGGUGUGAAGAGCUGGGAAGGCUCCUCCUCUUACGCCAUCAAAAGAACAGACAGAACGAACCCCCAGGGAAAAUCCCUAUGCAGAACCCCAUGAACUCAUUAACCUCCAUGAAACCCUCUUUGUCCCAUGGUGAUGGGUCUUUCCCCUAUGACUCGGUCCCUUGGCAACAGAACGCUAGCCAGCCUCCGGGUUCCCUAUCUGUGGUCACUACAGUGUGGGGUGUCACAAACACGUCUCAGAGCCAGGUGUUGGGAAACCCAAUGGUGAAUGCAAACAAUCCAAUGAACCAAGGUGGUAACCCUAUGGCAUCUGGCAUGAACAGCAGCAAUGCUGGCAUGAACUCCCCUCAGUUUGCUGGCCAGCAGCCCCAGUUUCCUACGAAAGGAGGAUCCAGCCAAUCGUACAUGCAGCAGAGCAUGUAUGGUCGCCCCAGCUAUCCCGGAGGAGGCGGGUUUGGUGGGAGUUACCCGGGAGGCCCUAAUAACCCUUCAGGGAUGGGUAUGCCUCCUCACUCUCGGCAGCCUCCGGAUUUUACUCAACCUGCGGCCGCUGCUGCAGCAGCUGCAGUCGCUGCCGCUGCAGCAACUGCCACCGCCACAGCAACAGCCACGGUGGCAGCACUGCAGGAAACGCAGAAUAAGGAGAUGAAUCAGUAUGGUCCAGUGUGUUCCUCUUUCCAGAUGGGUCCAGCUCAGGCCUACAACAGUUCGUUCAUGAACCAGCCUGGCCAGCGGGUCCCGUCUGCCAUGCAAGGGAAUAUGAACCCAGGUGGCAUGGGUCCUAACAUGGCACCUUCCAACAUGAGUGGCCCACCCAUGGGGAUGAACCAGCCUCGACCUGGCAUGAAUCCUUUUGGUGCCCAUGGCCAGAGAAUGCCCCAACAAGCUUAUCCAGGGCCAAGGCCUCAGUCAAUACCCAUGCAAGGCAUGAAAAGGCCGUAUCCAGGAGAGCCUAAUUAUGGAACCCAGCAAUAUGGACCAAGCAGUCAGUUUCCCAGCCAGCCAGGGCAGUACCCAAGUCCUAACCCUGCCCGUCCCAUGACAUCCCCUAACUACCCAGGACAGAGGAUUGCUGGACAGCACAGUGCAGGGCAAUACCCACCUUCCAACGUCAACAUGGGGCCAUACUAUAAGCAAGAGCAGUUUAAUGGACAAAAUAACAACUUUUCUGGGAGCGGCUACAAUAGCUAUAGCCAAGGCAGUAUGAACGGGCCAUCCAGAACAGGUCCAGUUGGGAGCUAUCCCCACUCUCCUGUCCCAGGGAAUCCCACUCCUCCAAUGACUCCUGGGAAUAGUAUACCCUCCUACUUGUCCCCAAGUCAAGAUGUCAAGCCUCCCUUCCCCCCAGAUAUUAAGCCGAACAUGAGUGCGUUACCUCCACCUCCAAAUGCAAAAGGGAAAGUUCACGCUUUCUCUCCUUCUUCGAUCUCAGCCAGCCACACAGAUGAGCUACGUCUGACCUUCCCUGUCCGGGAUGGAGUGGUGUUAGAGCCCUUCCGGUUGGAGCACAAUCUCGCGGUUAGCAAUCAUGUGUUUCACUUGCGGCCGACGGUCCACCAGACGUUGAUGUGGAGAUCUGACCUGGAGCUGCAGUUUAAAUGCUACCACCAUGAAGACCGACAGAUGAACACCAACUGGCCGGCAUCAGUGCAAGUCAGCGUCAACGCCACUCCUCUCACUAUCGAAAGAGGUGACAACAAGACUUCCCACAAACCCCUGCACCUCAAACAUGUCUGCCAGCCGGGCCGCAACACCAUACAGAUCACAGUCACUGCUUGCUGCUGUUCGCACUUGUUCGUGCUGCAGUUGGUUCAUCGGCCUUCGGUACGGUCUGUACUUCAGGGAUUACUGAAGAAGCGGCUGCUCCCGGCUGAGCACUGUAUCACAAAAAUAAAGAGGAACUUCAGUAGCGUUGCAGCCUCCUCUGGAAAUGCAGCCCUGAAUGGAGAAGAUGGGGUGGAGCAGACAGCAAUUAAAGUUUCCUUAAAAUGCCCGAUCACGUUCAGGCGGAUUCAACUUCCUGCGCGGGGUCACGACUGCAAACAUGUACAGUGCUUCGAUUUGGAGUCGUAUCUGCAGCUAAAUUGUGAAAGAGGAACGUGGCGUUGUCCUGUAUGCAAUAAAACAGCACUGUUAGAAGGCUUGGAGGUGGAUCAGUAUAUGUGGGGCAUUCUCAAUGCAAUACAGAACUCGGAAUUUGAAGAAGUGACAAUAGACCCUACAUGUAGCUGGCGACCAGUCCAAAUUAAGUCGGAAAUCCACAUUAAGGAUGACCCUGAUGGUAUUCCAUCAAAAAGGUUUAAGACCAUGAGUCCCAGCCAGAUGAUUAUGCCCAACGUCAUGGAGAUGAUCGCAGCCCUAGGUCCAGGUCCAUCCCCAUAUCCCUCGCUACCCCCUCCUCCAGGAGGCAACAACUCUGGAGAGUAUGUUGGACAAGGUAAUAAUUACCAAGGUCAUGGCAACUUUGAUUUCCCCCAUGGAGCUUCUGGUGGGACGACGAUGAACGAUUUCAUGCACGCACCUCAGCUUUCCCACCCACCUGACAUGCCAGGGGGAAUGUCUUCAAUGGACAAGCCGCUCAGUCACUCCAUGCAGGAUUCUAUCCCCCAUGUGGGAAAUUCUGAUCAACCACAUAGCGGCAUGCCUCAAGGUUUACAUCCGCCUCACCCAGGCAGCCAACCCGGGCAACCCUUACAUCAUGGUGGGCCAGCUCCUCAAUCACGGCAUCCACCUCAAGGUCCCAGCCACCCCCAUGGUGACAUGAGUUUUAACCCCUCCUCAGUUCUAGAAGGUCAGCCUGGUGGACAAGGACCUCCUGACAUGCCAGAGCCUUCGCUGGAUCUCCUCCCAGAACUCGCAAACCCUGAUGAGCUUCUCAAUUAUUUGGAUCCUCCAGAUCUUCCCAACAACAGUAAUGAUGACCUACUUUCCCUCUUUGAAAAUAACUAAAAUGGGAAAGAGAGGGGUUUGCUCUCCUCCCGAAUCCAUAAUUCAACCCAAUUGACAACACACAGGCAGGGAAAGCUCCAGUAAGACCACCCCUUACGUUUUGAUACUGCCCAUCUACCCUCUUGUGGCCAGCUUUCUGGCAUACUCCUGGUGACGUUUACUUUGAAGACUGAUGCGCAUUCAGUGACGCUGCUAAAUGGGAACCAGGAGUUCAGGCUACCAUGGACAUUAGACGUGGUGCUUGAUCUUGCUCCUCUACCCCACCUCACAGGUUAUUGAGGGGAAAAGUGAUUUCACCUUAAAACACAACAAGGAGGAGUCAAUGGUGUGUGCCUAAACCACAUACAAUGUUUCCCAUCUAGGAUGCCCUGUGCUUUGCCCCUUUUCUUACACAUCAACGGUCUCACAUCAGCUGGAAAAGAAGAACUGAAUCAGGAUAUUGAAACAAAGAUGGAAUCAGCACACACAAAGCACAAAACUCCAAAGCAGUGAGCAACUUGCAGGUGACAUCAUGCUCACAAUGUAUACAAAAAGGCACUGAGAUAGAGGACAGCCAUGCUGGGGGCCUCUUGCUUGUUCUGUUUGUUACCUGGGUAUAUUUUCCCCCCAUUUGUAUUGUGGCAUUGUUAAGAAAACUCCCAGGUCUCUGGCCAGACACAAACCCAAACCUCUACAGUUCCUAUGUGAACAGACUUCUGUAUCAAACGGUUUGAAAAUCCUGACUUCUUAUCCCAUGGACAUAAAUGCAGUGCCCUUAAUUCCUCUCUCUCUUUUUAUUUUUUUCUUAAUUAUUUUUUUGUUUAUAAGCUGCAUCACACGGGGCAUUUAUUAUGGUUAAAAAGGCAGCUUUUAAGGAGUUUUUGUUCUUAAUUAUUAUAUUUUACCCAAAGACUGUUACACAGUAUCUGGCCUUUUUAUUUACCUGCCUGGCGAGGAUUUUCUUUUUUAUAUAUAUAUUACAAAAUCCACACAAAAAAAAAACAGUUUAAAAAAAUAAAUAAAAGUUUGUUAUUUGUGCAAUCUUCCUUAUAAGCCACCCUGUGGUCAAGGUACCUUAAAGAGUUUGGGGGUGGGGGCUUCUAAAUGCAUGAGUCUGACUCUGUUUCCGUGCUUCUGAGUUGUUAAUGCUGCUUGCUUCUGUAACAUCGUUGUUAUAUUUGUACAGAAGUGCAUGUGUGCCAAUCAGUGCUUUUCCUAGUUUGUCUCAUAAUUUAACCCUUUCACUGCUAGAUGGUUUGAACAAAAUCUUUAGCAGGGAAAAAGGUUAAAAGACAUAAUUUUUUUUGGCUGUUUUGUAAACAAGUUCCCUUUUUUUCCUAGCUGUGUCAGCUUUAAUAUUCUGUGUCCUUUUUUUCUUCUUCUGAUAUUAGUUUGAUUAUUUUUUUUUUGCCUGUAUGUUUUGCUUGUACAGAUGUGAAUGACACACCAAACAAACCUAUUUUGUUGAACUUUUUUGUUUUCUCUUUCUAUCACCAAAGUUGUAUUUUGUAAAUUUUUUUUAUUUAAAAAGAUAUAAAAAUGAAAGGAAAAAAAAAAAAACACAAAUGACAAGACAAUAUUUCCUUCUCUUCCCUUUGCAGCAUUUUGAAUUUACCAGCAUUAUUUUCGUUUUGUCUUCAUAUAGAAAGCGCUGCUUUCUGUUAUAAACAUGUCUCUGUGUUUUUAUUUUGUGUGUGUGCAUAAGCAUUCUUUUUUUUUUUUUACUUUUUCAAAAUGGCAGCACAGGACGCUGUUCAUAUGCAAUUCAUUGUUUUAAAGGAAAAAGAAAAAAACUAUUGUAAAUAUAUUUUAGAGACACUUUUUUUGCGUCCCUGUUCAUUCUUUUGCAGAUUUUUUUAUGGGUGUUUUUCCCCCCCCUCUGUUUCACGUUUUUUUUUUGCAGUUGUGCCUGCAAUUCAUUGCUCUGUAUUAUACCAAAUGCUGCUCUGGGAUUGAAUGGGUUAGAGUGAACUUUAGGGUAUAAAAGUCCAUUCUAUGCUAAAACAUAGAAUCUGUGCCAACUGACAGAGGGCUUUGAAAUGCUAAAAGAUGCAAAUUGAAAGUUUAAUGUUGAGGUCUAACCUUAUAUACAAUACUGUUUUUUGUUCCAUAUUUUUAGCCUUACCAAUGGUCUUACUUGUCUUAGAAUUCAUAUAUGCACUGUCAUUAUAUGCAAAUAAAAAUGACAGACUUGCCCUGCACUAAAACAAGUUGGUUAUACCAAGAGGUUUACACUCCUGGUGGGUUAAUUUGGUUUUAUGAGGUUUCAUUUUCACAAGAAUAUAAAUUACAUAGACGUGACUGACAAAAUAAAUAUAUUCUUAGAAUUAGAGGGAUAGUGAACACUUAAAUAUAAAAAACUUAAUUAUACAUAGUAAAAUAACUUUUCAAUAUACCAUUGUGGAUUUGCUCCGCCAAAUAAGAAAAGUGAGGGGUCGAAUUAAAAAAUGACAGCAAACAAGGUGUUAAUCUUUUCUAAUAACAUUCAGACUCUGCUGAUAUGUUAAUCUAUUGGAAGAUUACAGAAGAUGUUAAAUGUGUUUACCGUCCCUUUAAAUGAGCAUAUUAUACUGUGUCAAUGCGGUUUUUGAAAGCGUGUGCGUGAACUAGACGACCAUUAUAUGGUGAUAAAUCGUUCCCACACAACUCCAGAUUUUUCUGCCCUUAAAAACUACGGACCUCAGUACCUUUUAUUGUUGAUAAAUAGCAGCAAAUACAAAUAACGUUCAUGAUCUACCUACAGAUUUGCAGCUGAUUGGAUAAAUCAGUAAGACUAUAUUUAUGAUUGUUUGCAGUACAUUAUAGUGCUGAAUAAAUGUCUCACUAUUGCCACCAUACUAAAAUCUAAUAUUGCUUUAAAUGUCUUACCUGUAAAAUGCAAAUCUUAAAGUUAAGUGUAACCCCUUCAUUGCCAGAAAUGCACACUACAGUGUGUGUGUGUGUGCUGCAGCGUUACUGAGCAUUCAUUUAAAUAUAAGAUGGAGAACAAAAAUGGUUUUAAGGCAGUUUGCAACUGGAAUCACUUUAACCCUUUAAUGCUAAAGAAGGAUAAAGAGAUUAUAGCAUCGUCGGCUAAUGUUUUACCCUAUAAUGGGUUAAUGGACUUAACACACCCUUUGUAAAUAUGUAUAUGACCAGUAGAGACAUAAAACACAGACACAUUCAUUUUCCUUGGAAUGUGCGUUUGUUUGUUUUUUAUUUUGCAAAAAAAAAGUGGUUAAAAAUGAAAAAAAAAAAAAGUGUGUUUCCAUUUGGCGUGGAAAUAAUCCUAUAUUUGGGAGGGCAGGGCGAUGUGAUGGGCCGGGUGCAUUUUGUGUGAAAUCACAGCAUUGUUUCCACUCCUGUAAAAUACUUUGACCCUUUGUGGAGAAAUUAAAAAAAAAAAAAAAGUUUUGUUCUGUUUUAUCUAUGUAACAUUUUAGCUGACUCGCAUUAGUCCUGUGUAUUUUUAAGGUGCUACAUAAGGAGUAAAAACACCAUGAAGAAAAGUGGAAAAUGGGAAUACGUAAAAUAAUAAAAAAUAAAAAAAAGAUUGUAACCAAAUUCUUUGUACAAUUUUUGAUAUUGUAAUCAGAUGGAAAUAAUGAGAAAAAAAACCCUAAAAUUUAAAUGAAAUGGUACAAUCUAUAAUAAAACAUGCAAAAAGGGCCACUGUAUUUUGUCUGUACAUUGUAUGUACACUUUAAUCAUUCAUAUUUGUAACUCCUUCUCUGCCAGAGAGAACAGUGUCCUCUCUCUAGCAGUGAAGGCAAUAAAAUGUUCAGAAAUAAAAUAAAUGUGCUUUUUAGUCUUGCAAAACUGUAUGUAGUUAGUUGUGUCCACCUUAUAUUUAUCAAAUAAAUAUGUACUCAGAUGAAACCUG
Bombina bombina (fire-bellied toad) is the source of this 7747-nucleotide messenger RNA. It is a transcript of the gene ZMIZ1, whose product is annotated as zinc finger MIZ-type containing 1. The transcript is spliced from 26 exons. Lineage: Eukaryota; Metazoa; Chordata; Amphibia; Anura; Bombinatoridae. Gene Ontology annotation, biological process: regulation of transcription by RNA polymerase II; protein sumoylation. The record is from RefSeq and is a predicted model, not a curated record. Gene Ontology annotation, molecular function: SUMO ligase activity; zinc ion binding. The coding region runs from base 664 to 3906 and encodes 1080 amino acids.